CCAGACAAACAAGACACCGAAGGGUUUCGAGAUAAUGUCAGCGAUUUGGUCCUGGCACUGAGACUCAUGAACGUCUGGACUUCCCUUCCUGUUCGCCGAGUGGGGCCAAUUGACUCUGUUUUCGGGGCUCGAAACAUGAAGGUGUCGACACUUUGUAACUCCAUUCACUACCAUACUGCUGAUGGUCAACAGCCACCCAGGUGUCAAGACUCUAGCUUCCGGUCGUUGAGAUGAGCCUGGAGCUUCUACGAGACGUCGGCAAGCUUAGGAUCGAGUGGACUGAAUUUCUCGAUCAACACCUACGCUUGGACGUGGGGAGUGCAACGCUGCAAAUAUUCUGGUUUGGAUUCUCGAUCCAGGCCAGCCCAAUGUUCCAUGUGGGAUGCCAGCAGUAUCACAAUAUGUACACUGCGAAGUCCUGCCAUCAGUGGGACCUCUUUCGAAGUCCCGUCUUCGACGAGCUCUCGGAUACUUAUUCCCUGCUCUUUCGCUCACAUCGAGAUACGUACAAGGAGAAUGUAAGAGAAUAUGGUCGACUUCCCGCCCCUCUUUGGCUCAAGAUCUGCUAUGGAGACGAAAAAGGAAACUUGUCAGAACGAGUAGUCAAAGAUUUGUCUUGGUUCUUGCACCCAAAGCGCCCACGGGUCAGUGACAUUGAAUAUCAUCUACAGAAUGCAGACAAAAUACUCCUGCCGACUCAGCCUUUCGAGAGGUAUCUUAUCUGGGGAGAUCGGCUCAAAGAGUUGAAGGCAUACAUGGAUAGCCAGAAACCGGGUGGGAUACGGGGUCUGUGGGCAGACAAACGAGACAGUGGACAGUGGUACACAUUCUGGGCUGUCAUAAUCAUUGGAGGCCUUGGACUCUUGGUAUCUUUCCUGGGGUUGGUUGCGGGAAUAGUACAGGCAGUAGCAAGUUUCAGAGCUCUGCAUGACUAGCAUGGUAAGGAUAUGAAAGUGCAAGGGCUGUUCUCGUAGUCACCGAGCUUGUUUCCAGAAAAAGUGGCACAGUCUGACCGCUGUAGCUGGUCAGGUUCAAAUCGAUACCAUCCUUAUUGUCAUCCCAGAGGC
Exophiala viscosa is the source of this 1067-nucleotide messenger RNA. RefSeq lists its product as uncharacterized. The transcript has 2 exons. Lineage: Eukaryota; Fungi; Ascomycota; Eurotiomycetes; Chaetothyriales; Herpotrichiellaceae. The record is from RefSeq and is a predicted model, not a curated record. The coding region runs from base 231 to 935 and encodes 234 amino acids.